Sparassis crispa is the source of this 1479-nucleotide messenger RNA. RefSeq names its product reverse transcriptase-rnase h-integrase. NCBI's taxonomy places the organism in Eukaryota, Fungi, Basidiomycota, Agaricomycetes, Polyporales, Sparassidaceae. The record is from RefSeq and is a predicted model, not a curated record. The coding region runs from base 1 to 1479 and encodes 492 amino acids. The transcript has 2 exons.
AUGCUGUGGCUUAAACGCCUCAAUCCGAUGAUCAACUGGGAAACUGGUAACUUUUGGUUUGGUAAAGACGCCAAAUGGCCACCGAAACCCACCGUCGAAGAUGCACCAGAUGAAGAAGUUUCAAUUUUCAAGGAAGAUGGACUCCCAGAGUUAAUCACCACCGAAACUUCCCCUACCUCGUUUGGGCAUUUGGAAUCUAUUAGUGAAAUCAUGGCCGAUAACACUGAGCGUGGCGAGUUACCCGCAGUGCGGAAUAAUACCGAACCAGAUGACCCACCAUCAGAACCCCCUAUGGAUCAGCUCAAUGACGACGAUCUAGUUAUAUCCUAUAUCGCAGGAGAGCCAGUUAUUGGGAUAUUUGAACCCAUCAGGAAGGAGUCACCUUUGAUGAAUGAAGAGACUGAAACUGCAGUCUUCACCAUACGAAGAGGCCCCGCCAUUGGAAGAAUGACACACAAAUUGGCACAACAGGCACACAAGGAAGCAUCAGCUGUAGACAAACCUAAAACCGUCGAGGAGUUGGUCCCCAACUACCUCCACGAUUUGAAGUCCGUCUUUGAAAAGAAAGCAGCUGAACGCUUUCCAGAAAUCAGGCCUUGGGACCACGCCAUUGAUUUGAAACCCGAUUUUAUUCCACAUGACUGUAAAGUCUAUCCGUUAUCGCUCAAAGAACAAGGAGCGAUGGAUGACUUCCUGGAAGAAAAUCUACGAAAAGGAUACAUCCGACCGUCGAAAUCUCCCAUGGCUUCACCAUUUUUCUUCGUAGGAAAGAAAGACGGAGCACUACGUCCCUGUCAGGAUUACCGAUACCUGAAUGAAGGGACGGUGAAGAACGCCUAUCCUCUUCCGCUCAUCUCUGACCUUAUGGAUCAAUUCAAAGGCGCAUCGAUCUUUACGAAAAUGGAUUUACGCUCCGGAUAUAACAAUGUCAGAAUCAAAGAUGGUGACCAAUGGAAGGGCGCAUUUAAGACAAAUCGCGGACUUUUCGAACCUAUGGUCAUGUUCUUUGGACUCUGCAACUCCCCGGCGACUUUCCAAAUGAUGAUGAACGCACUCUUCAAGGACAUGAUCGAUGAGGGAUGGAUAGUCAUUUACAUGGAUGAUAUCCUCAUCUUCUCAAACAAUUUGGAAGAACAUCACGUUCGAACCCGACACGUACUCCAACGACUCAAAGACAACGACUUAUUCCUUAAACCGGAAAAGUGUUUCUUUGACGUUAAAGAAGUCGAAUUCCUAGGCAUGAUCAUUCGAGAAAACUACAUUGGCAUGGACCCUAUCAAACUUAAAGGAAUUGCAGAAUGGCCUGAACCAAGCACGGUAAAAGGUGUUUGCUCUUUCCUAGGAUUUGGAAACUUCUAUCGGAAGUUUAUUGCCAACUUCUCGGAUAUUGCCAAACCAUUGACGAAUCUUACGCGCACUGCCGCUGGAUCUCCACCUUUUAAUGGACAACAGAAUGUCAGACAGCUUUCGACACAUUGA